This is a messenger RNA of Mus musculus (house mouse), 3093 nucleotides long. RefSeq names its product protein phosphatase 4 regulatory subunit 3C2 (gene Ppp4r3c2). The transcript is spliced from 2 exons. Bases 166 to 2523 code for a protein of 785 amino acids. NCBI's taxonomy places the organism in Eukaryota, Metazoa, Chordata, Mammalia, Rodentia, Muridae. Gene Ontology annotation, molecular function: protein phosphatase regulator activity. The record is from RefSeq and is marked validated. Gene Ontology annotation, cellular component: nucleus; protein phosphatase 4 complex.
AAGGGAGGCUCAGUGAUUCAAGUGCUCCUGAGAGAGGUUUGUUAAAAUUGCCCCAUUAUCGGCAUUCCUGGCUAAGGUAGCGAGGGAUAGCAACUUCUAGACAGAGGACAAAAAACCAAGGUCUGAACUAGGACGUGGCCAAGCAAGGAAGAGACAUAGAUCAUCAUGGAUGACAAACUUCAUAGCGUAAAAAUCUAUGUUAUGGUGGAAGAUGAGCAAUGGAAAGGCAUAGGUGCAGGUCAAAUUUCAUCCAAAUACAUUGAGCGGCUCCAGGGUGUGUGCCUGAUUGUUCAGUCAGAAUCAGAUGGCUCACUGAUUAUGGAGUGCAAGAUACAUCCUAAUGUGCCCUAUCACAAACAACGAGGGGAGAUAAUCAUUUGGUCUGAAACUAAGAACCAUGGUAUGGCAAUACAUUUCCAGGAGCCAAACGGUUGUCAAGAGAUUUGGGAAGAUAUCUGCCAAGUUCAAGGUAAAGAUCCAAAUGUAGAAAUCACAGAAGAACUUACUGAUAAUCUGAAAACUUUUGAAGAACUUCUGCCAAUCUGGAAUCUCGUUGAGAUGCAAAACUGUGAACUCCAUACACUUGAAAAUAUUGCAGAUUUAUUUACUUUUGUCCAUGAAACACCAAGCCACAAGGAAAGGCUGGUGCUGGUCUUGGAAAAAGGAGUUUAUAUUAAAAAACUGCUACAGCAUUUCAACACCUGUGAAAAGCUGAAGAACAUGGAAAGCUUAUACUAUUUGAAUAACAUAAUUAAAGGAAUCCUGUUUCUAGACAAUACACAUUUAUUUAACAUCAUGUUUUCUGAUGAAUUUUUCAUGGAUAUGGUAGGAUGCCUUGAAUAUGACCCUGCUUUGGAUCACCCAAAGCAGUACAGGGAAUUCUUGACUCAAAAUGCAAAAUUCAAGGAAAUUUUACCAAUAACACACUUCCAACUUAGGCAAACAAUACAACAGACCUACAGAAUGCAAUAUGUUCAUGAUAUUGUAUUGCCCAUACCAUCCAUAUGUGAAUCAAAUCUUCUUUAUGGUCUUAACACUAUGAUUAUUUACAACAAAAUUGAAAUAAUUACCAUGCUGCAGGAUGAUGAAAAUUUUUUGCUUGAAGUUCUUGCUCGGUUAAAAGAUAAUACUGUAGGUAAUGAUAGACGGCAUGAAUUGUUACUAUUCUUCAAGGAAUUCUGUACAUUUGCUAAAACAUUGGAGAAUCUAGAGAAACAUGAAUUACUAAAGACAUUAAUAAAUCUAGGAGUCAUGAGUGCUCUGAAAGCUGUAGUGCACAUGCAUGACUAUCAAAUACAAAUAGCUGCUUUAGAUAUAUUUCCUUAUCUAGUAGAAUACAAUCCUUGCUUAGUCCGAGAGUAUCUACUGGAUGAAGCUCAUGACACUGACGAUGAUGAUCUUUUCCUUAAUAUAAUGAUCAAACAAAUGAUCUGUAAUUCUGAUCCUAGAUUUUCACAAGGCAUCAUUUUGCCAGCAAUUCUUUGUGCUCUUCUUGAUCCAGAAAAUAUGCAUGUUACAGCCAAUGGAUGUGAAGAAAAGGAAUUUCUCAAUUUCUUCUACACACGUUGCAUAAAUAACCUCAUAGCACCAAUUUUGUCUGCCACAGUGGAGAAAGAAAAUGCAAAUAAUAGAGCUAACAUCUGCCCUGAUAAUUAUCAAAAUGCACAAUUACUGGGAGUAGUUAUAGAAAUACUUACUUUUUGUGUACAAUACCACUCAACAUAUAUAAAAAGUUAUAUUUUGGAUAACAACUUGCUCAGCAGAAUCUUGGUGCUGAUGACUUCAAAGCACACAUUUCUGAUUUUGUGUGCUGUCCGGUUUAUGAGAAAGUUGAUUGGUCUUAAAGAUGAAAUUUACAAUCUUUACAUUAUAAAAGAAAACCUGUUUGAACCAGUUGUAAAUGCUUUUAUGCACAACGGACACCGGUAUAAUAUGUUAAAUUCAGCUAUUAUUGAGCUAUUUGAAUUUAUAAGACAAGAAAACAUCAAGUCUCUUAUUGCAAACAUUGUGGAAAACUUUUUUAUUUCUUUCGAAUCAAUUGAGUAUGUCCAGACAUUUAAAGGGUUAAAAAUAAAAUAUGAAGAGGAGAAGAAUGAAUGUCAAGUUAGAAGAAAUUUACUUAAUGUAGUAUGCCAGAAAAUAUAUUGCAUAUGUACCAAUGACAUGGGGUUAAAAGUCAAGUCAGACAUAUGUCAUAGAAGAAUCACAGAAACAAAAGAGGCUAUUUUACCAAAUAGAAGAGACUUUCCAAGUCAUUAUGGCAUAAUUAUGAAAAUUGAAGAAACAAAUGAAAGUGAAAGUGCAAUAGAAGGCCAAAAGAUAAAAUCAUCUGAAGCUUUUGAACGUUGUCCAUCUCAUGGGGAUGCUUCUGCUACCAGAAUGAGUAGGUCACACUGUAGCAGCCUGGUUCCUUUAGUGAAUUACCCAUAUGAUACUGAUGAUGAGAAUGGUGAUGAUCCUUAUGGUAAUGAUAAUGAUGAAGAUGAAGAACCCCCCCAAAAAAGACCUAAUCUUAGUUCAUAAAAUCAUAUGAGUCCCUUAAUUCCUAAUUCAAUUCAAAUUCUGUAACUAUCAAAAAUUGAAUAAUCCAACUUUAAAAAAACCUUUCUCCUAUAAACUUUUAGAUAUGAUAGAAUGUAGAGCAAAAAUAAUGAGUAAGAGGCCUCAAUUUUAUAUGAAGCGAACUUCCCAUAAUACAGAUGCAUAGUAUAAAAUAAACAGCAACCGUGUGAUAACUUCUUUUCAAGAACAUCUUACUUUAACAGCAUUGUUUGGGGGAGAUGAAAGUGUUUGAUAAAGUAAUAUAAUUUUUACUAAAGUCUUUAUAUAAAAAACAACUACAAAGGUUUCAUUGCAAAGCCUACUUUCAAAAGCGUAUCUGGCAAUGACAUUCUUUAUAUAAACUGAAGUUUGUUUAAAGUAUAUGUUGUUUAUGGAAGAUAAAGUCAGAUUUAAUUAAAAGUAAAUUGAGACUUUACAACAUUUCUGUGGAGAUUUAACAAAACUUCAGCAUUAUGAAUAAUAACCAUAGGGAAACAAAAUUCAAUGCAAUUCAGUACCAAUUUUCAUGAAUAAAGGACUAAGCUUGAUCCU